AUGCAAAUAACAAAUGCAUUUGAUGCUUCCCUUGUGACUCUCAACCCACAAGUGCAAGAAGCAGUUGAUUUUAAAGAAAGGAUGUUGCAAGCCGAACUUCCUCUUGCUAUUGUGGAAAACAAACCGGAUUACAAGGCUGUGAAGCAGCAAGCAGAAGAUUGGGAUGAUGUCUGUUCAAUUUCUGAGAUUUUGGUGGCUGUUGAGGCGCAGAAAUAUGACAGCGACACAUGCAAAGUAAUGUUGCUUGACUCUAUUGGAAAAAAUGUUAUUGGUAAUGAAGCUGUGGAGCUUUGGAAUGGCUCAUACGAUGAGAUUGAAGAUCCAGAAGAUCUCCCUGAACCAAUACAGAAUUUAGUUGGGAAAUCAUUUUGUUUUGGUAUUUCGAUUAGCUCAGACAAUGUCACAAACGGAGCAGGCACUUACUUGGUGGCAGAAGUAAGGGCUGGUGAAGAGAUUCAUAAAAUCGAAUCUCAAAGUGCUCCAGUUUCUCUUAUUGAGUCUGGUUCGUCAACCUUCUCUGCUGGAGAGGUUUCAAAGUUUGAUUCUAAUUCUCAGAAUUCUGCUGAAGAUGUGACCACUCCAUUCUCUAAGAGAAAGGAUAAUGAUGAUCUACCUGAUGUGACCUCGGCCUCUAAGAAGUUGUGCACGGAUACAAUCAAGCUGUAG
Molecule: messenger RNA, 666 nt
Organism: Brassica oleracea var. oleracea
Lineage: Eukaryota; Viridiplantae; Streptophyta; Magnoliopsida; Brassicales; Brassicaceae
Exons: 6
Coding region: 1-666 (221 amino acids)
Source: RefSeq, a predicted model, not a curated record